AAGGGGAAGUGCUGGCUUGCGGAGGUGCCACUUGGCGUCUGAGGCAGCGCUGGCCGGGUGGAGGCAUCGAUUUCGGGACUCCUUGUGCCUUCUCCUCGCUUUACGCCAUCCCCCAUCCCCUUUAGGCCGUCUCCCUGCCCGCUGUAGCCCCGUCUCCCCUCGGGGCCGGUAGGUGCAGCGGAAGGUCUCGCUGCCUCAGGUGAGGGCCGGGCCUACCCGUCCCGGGGAUCCCCGGCAGCGGUGUUGGGCGGCCCAGGCGGCAUUGCGGCUGCCGUACGCCCGGCCCGGAGGGGCUUCUGCCGGGGUCCGAGCCGAACGGAGCCGUCGGGCAAGAGAGCCAUGGCUGGCAGCCCUUCUUGGGAGCUCGGUGUCUGCACGGGUUAAGGCGUUCGGACGAGGUGGAAAAGUUGCUCUCCAAUUUCACUUUAAGGGACCGGACAGAACGCAGCGAAAUGGAUGACUUCCGCUCCAUCUGCCUGCUCUCUCUGGCCAUGCUGGUGGCCUGCUAUGUGGCAGGAAUUAUCCCUUUGGCAGUUAAUUUUUCCGAGGAAAGAUUAAAGUUGGUGACUGUUCUGGGUGCUGGGCUGCUCUGUGGAACUGCCUUGGCUGUCAUUGUGCCAGAAGGAGUACAUGCACUUUAUGAAGACAUUUUGGAAGGGAAGCAUCACCCGGCGAGUGAGAUGCAGCAUGUGAUGGAGUCUGAGAAGGUGGCAGAAAUCCCGGUUGCACAUGAGUAUGGCCAUGACCAUUCCAGGUUACAUGCCUACAUUGGUGUAUCCCUUGUCCUUGGCUUUGUCUUCAUGCUGUUGGUGGAUCAGAUAGGCAGCUCUCAUGUGCACUCCACAGAUGAUCCAGAAGCUGCAAGAUCUGGCAACUCCAAAAUCACAACAACACUGGGACUAGUAGUCCAUGCUGCAGCUGAUGGUGUUGCAUUGGGUGCAGCAGCUUCAACUUCUCAAACUAGUGUCCAGUUGAUAGUGUUUGUUGCAAUUAUGUUGCACAAGGCACCAGCUGCCUUUGGCCUGGUUUCCUUCCUGAUGCACGCUGGGCUGGAACGGAAUCGAAUUAGAAAACACUUGCUGGUCUUUGCAUUAGCAGCACCUGUUAUGUCAAUGGUGACAUACUUAGGGCUAAGCAAGAGCAGCAAAGAAGCCCUUUCAGAAGUUAAUGCCACCGGAGUUGCUAUGCUGUUUUCUGCUGGGACUUUUCUUUAUGUUGCCACAGUUCAUGUCCUCCCAGAAGUAGGAGGAAUUGCUCAUAGCCACAAAUCUGAAUCAAAUGGAGGAAAAGGACUCAGUCGUCUGGAGGUGGCAGCCCUAGUAAUAGGAUGCCUUAUUCCUCUAGUUUUGUCCAUUGGACACCAUCACUAAAUGCUCGAAUUUCACCGUUCGCCUCGAUCUGACAUGAGCAGUAACUGUUGGCUGCUCCCUUUAUCAUUGUCUCUUACUCAUCAUCCAUCCCAUCCACUUCAUGGAGUUCAGAGGGAACGUUGAUUGCAAAAUGAGGAAUACUGGGAAAGCUUUUAGUGUAGCAAAAUGUACUUUGGUAGCCGGACGUAAUUCUGUGUAACUUUCUUUUCUGAAGACAUUUGCUAUUUUAAUUGUUACUUCUGGCCCUAUUCUCAGGGAAGAUGGAAUUUGGAGUUUAAGAAAAGUGAGCAGGGAAGAACAUAGCGACUCAUCAUGAAAUUUCUAUCACCAAAAUAUCCUGCAAUUCAGCUUUCACAGCUGAGAGCAAAAACAAAGGAUGGCUGCUGUGUGAGAGGUUGAAGUCUUACUAAUGAAGAACGGGGUUUCCCCUCAUCGGUUUUGUAUUGUCCUGACAAUGCAACUGGUCCUUGUGAUGUUUGUCACUAAUUGUAUGGCAAAAGUGGGCUGUAGUCAGAACUCUGGACAACACUGCAAUUGUCACAGAAGUGUCACUGAUAGGAAAGAGUUGAUAUAAUCAAAGUGUAGGAUUAGAGUAGGGAAUCAGCUGGUUAAGAAAGUGCAAACAAAUUUUGCGGUGGAUUCCAGUAAGACAAAGAAUAGAAGCAAGGAGAGUAGUGUUUUGAUUGUUUAUACAACUGUUAAUAAACUUUUAAAAGGCACUAUUUCUUGGGAGAUGGUCUUCUGCCAAGUCCGGAAAGCAAAGGCACCAAAAACAUUAGUAGGAAUUAAGUAUUGGGUGCUGUGAUUACACUACUGCUACUGUUAAGAGAGAUACCCAUAGUGUCCAUUGAAACUGAGCUGCUCUGGGCUCUGAAGAGUAGAAAUCUGAUGGAGACAGCUGUUGAGGGACCAGAGAACUUUAUUAGCUCAUUUUCAGAAGUCUGAACUGCUGAAAUCAGUGAGGGUGCAGGGGUUUAAAUAACAGUCAUUAAAUAAAAGGUGUUAAGGCUAACAAAAUAAGAUGUUUAACUAAAUAUUUGUUACAUAUAGAGUACAAAGUGUAACUAAAGCAGUUCUGAACAAAAACCCCACAAACAAAAUACCCAAAUUGGUGGGUCCCCAGUGGAACGGUUAGGCAUUUUGUUUUUCUUUGGGAACUCUGCAUUUGCCUCUUACUCUGGUAAGCAUUGCUUUUGGUGAAUCUACUGGAGGACUUACUGCUAACUGCUGAUGUCUCUCAUUGCAGAAGAGUGAUAGAAGAUCCCUCCUUUCCAAGGCACAGCCUUCUCUUGUCAGACACCAUUUCUCUUAUGCAAAAUAUAUUAUACUCUAAUAACUGAGGUGCAUUGAAAAGUCAUGAAAGCUUGACAUGAACACACUCAAUAUAAAAUCAUUUCUUUAGGGGAAAACUUUUUAAUGCUAUACCCUUUUUAAGCUGUAAUGUCUGCACUUUUUAAAGGUAACAUUGCCAAAUAUUUUUUUUUGUUUGUUUCAAAUGGAUUUUUCAAGGCUUGAAAUAUCUUCUUAACUGAAGUGCUUCUUGUUUCCAUCUGAAUGAGUGUGUCUGUUUCUCAUGCUGUUUAUUGUGUGUACUACACAGGCCAUUGUGCCACUUGAACUUCUUUACAUUUUUGUCAUUGUCCUCUUUGUCUAGUAAUUCAGUAAUGGUUAUGGCCUGGUUCUUGGACUAGUGAUUACUUUGUCUGAUGGCUUUGUAACAAUACAGGUGUAUCCCAGGAUUGAACCUAGUAUUGAUCUCUGGGAGUGCUUGUUCAUUUGUGUAGUUUACUAUAUAAAAUCAAUGCAAAAUUCUUAGAAAUCAUUUUUUCCCACGAGACAGUAUUUUCAGAUAGAAUUAGUGUAUCAGGCCUAAACAGGCAUUUUUGACAUUAGACCUUCAAAAGUUCUGAAAAGCCACUGCAAAAUCAGUGGCAUAGAUGAGAUCCUCUCCUGCACUUUAUUUUACAGCAUACAUAUGUGACUUCUAAGUUACCUGUUUAAAAAGGUCAGUGAUACAGGUUAUUGAAACAUGCGAAUGAUGCACAGUGAUGUUUUCACCAGAGCUCCCAGUGUUCUUCCUUAUUUCCCCCUAAAUACCUUCUUCCUUGAUAAUCUCAGUGUUUUACCUUGCUUAAUCAUCCCCCGUAACUGUUUCCAGGAGCUGGAGAGUUUGCAAGAUCUGCAGCAGAAGCAGGAGAUAGCAUAGUGCAGCACCAGAUGCUUAUGUUUUGUAAAACAGUAAGCUUUUUUUCUUUAAAUUAUCAUCUGUCACUUGCACUUCCACCCUACUAGUUAAAUGGCAUCCUGACUGGGUUCCACUUCUGCCUCAUUCUAUGUAUAACAAUAGCAACAGUUUCAGGAGGUAUAUAGGUAAGGUCUCAUUUUAUGCCUUUUUGCUCCAGUGUUGGAGAAUGUCGAUAGUACCUUCUUACAAGCAUCAGUGUGCACUGAUGAGGAUGUGGCAGCCAGCCUUUUCACUCUGAUGUAACUUCUGGAGUAUUAAUCAUCGGAGGUGCUGCUGCUGAGAGGUCUUCUUGUCUUUCUUUUCACCUGGCCCCCAGAUCCUAUUCCCAAUUUGUGGGGCAGCCACCAGAAGGGGUAAUAUUCAGUUUAAUGAUUCAUGAACUAGAGAGGCUGAGUUACAGCAGAGGUGAGAGAUUUUAAAUUAAAACAUUGGCACUUUAAAAUUGGCACAAAAAUUCUGAUAAUGCGUACUUUUCAUUUUGGAACUUUGUUAAGUGGUAGAAGACUUCUAUUUUUUCCUACCCAUUUAGAAGCAGCAAUAGCAUUUUCUUUUGGCUGCCUCUGUUAUCCCUGUGUUGAACUACUAUUUUCAAUUCUGUAGCUGAAACUGCAGUGACUAAGGAAGCUUUUGGUUAUGUGAUAAGGAGAACGUAAAAUUUUAAAUGAUCAAAGUAUUCCAAAUUGCUAGUUCCACAUAGAGGAUUAUUUUCUUGAAGCAGAGUAUUUUAAGGAGUUAAAUAAAAUGGUCCAUUUUAUCAUAGCUAUGUUUUUACUUUUUUCACCAUCUGUCACAGUAAAUCCAGGCGCUACAUGUAGUCAGUGCCAUCUGGUAUCAUUUUCUACUCAGGGGACCUUGGUCCAAACAAAUUCCUCUUACUCUCUGUAAUAACCAUCUUUGCCCAUGUUCUCUGCUGUGAGGUAGGUGGCAGCAAGUCUAGCACUUUAACAAAGUGCAUUUCCUUCUGUAAAUUCCUCUAGGAAAUCAGCUGUAUUUUCUGUUAAUGAUUCUUAUUUGAUGAUAGGAAUUAGAUUAAAGCUCUUUGUUGGUCCUGUUGUGUUCAGCUACUUUCCUUACUGUUCUAAUUCUUCUAUUGCUCCUUACAUAAAGAAGGGAAAUAUACUCUUUCAGCAUCUGAUGAUAGAUGCAGAAGCUGCACUAACAUUAACUUCAGUGAGGGUGGCAGAGCUGUCACACCAGGAUAGGAAUUCUUCAUAGUUGUGGCAUGUCAAAUGACUGGGUGUUAAACAGAGAACCCACUGUUGACUUCAAAUAUCUGUUUCCAGGUGGACUGUGUAAAAGGCUAAUGCUAUCCAAGAGACCCGGGAAAACUGCAGUGUUUUUCAGGAACUAGUUCAGAGCCUUCAAGGAGCUUUUGACGGUAGCAGGUGUACCCUUGUGAUAUCAGCUGUAUGCAGAAUGAGAGAGAUGCUGUGGAAUAAAUGGUGCUGCUGUUCCCGCUCCCAUCCCGUUCUGUGCUGGGACUUGGGAAGAAGAGGAAGGAAAUGUAUUUAUAUUCUUUCGGGGGUGGUGGGGGAAGGAAUGGUUGCUGUAUGGUGGGGAAGUAUAUGCUGAAUUUCAGAUUCCUGUUCACCUCUUUUAAAAAUAAAGUAUUUCUUUUUUCUUACUGUCCUUUUAUUACAUCCCUUAACGGCCCUGGCUUUCUAGGGGAAAACAUUGCUUGGUCAUAGCUGUUUACCUGACUCCAUGUAUGGAACUGUGAUUUUAAUAUCUCUUUUUCAGAACCAUUUGUACACAAAAUCAUUCCAUGAAUGGCUGCCUUAUGAUUUUUCCACUUUAAUUGUGAACGGUUAAAAUAAUGUUGCCAUUUUCAAUUUGUUUUAUUAUAUUAAAUUUUUACUAGGUGCAGUG
This is a messenger RNA of Pezoporus occidentalis (night parrot), 5484 nucleotides long. It is a transcript of the gene SLC39A9, whose product is annotated as solute carrier family 39 member 9. Bases 453 to 1370 code for a protein of 305 amino acids. The record is from RefSeq and is a predicted model, not a curated record. Gene Ontology annotation, cellular component: membrane. Gene Ontology annotation, molecular function: metal ion transmembrane transporter activity. Gene Ontology annotation, biological process: transmembrane transport; zinc ion transport. The transcript is spliced from 7 exons. NCBI's taxonomy places the organism in Eukaryota, Metazoa, Chordata, Aves, Psittaciformes, Psittacidae.